Chaetura pelagica (chimney swift) is the source of this 2221-nucleotide messenger RNA. RefSeq names its product timeless circadian clock (gene TIMELESS). Gene Ontology annotation, cellular component: replication fork protection complex. Lineage: Eukaryota; Metazoa; Chordata; Aves; Apodiformes; Apodidae. Gene Ontology annotation, biological process: DNA repair; DNA replication checkpoint signaling; replication fork arrest. The record is from RefSeq and is a predicted model, not a curated record. The transcript has 19 exons. Gene Ontology annotation, molecular function: DNA binding. The annotation marks the transcript as partial.
GUUGAUGGUGAACCUGACUCAGCCAGCUCUGCUCUGCUUUGGCAAAGUGCCACCAGAUGCCACCUCCCGCCACCACUUCCUGCAGGUCUUGUCCUACCUCCAGGCCUAUAAAGAGGCUUUUGCCAGCGAGAAGGUUUUCGUGGUGCUCAGUGAGAAGCUUUACGAUCUGCUGCAGCUGGACUGGGAGCAGCGGCAGGAGGAGGACACGCUGCUGAUCGAGCGGAUCUUGCUGCUGGUACGCAACGUGCUGCACGUGCCCCCGGACCCUGCGGAGCAGCAGGGUGUGGACGGUGAUGCCAGCGUGCACGACCGGGUGCUGUGGGCGCUGCACAUCAGCGGGAUGGACGAUCUGCUCAAGUUCCUGGCCAGCGCCCAGGCGGAGCAGCAGUGGGCCUUGCACGUCCUGGAGAUCAUCUCCCUCAUGUUCCGUGACCAGAGCCCAGAGGAGCUGGCAGCGCUGGGGCAGGGCCGAGCGGCCAUCGACGGCUCCUACCUCCUGCAGGGCCUGAAGGCCAUCGGGGACCGGGACGUCGUUUUCCACAAGGGGCUGCACAACCUGAAGAGCUACAGCCAUGACCUGGGCAAGGAGCCGCGGCGGGUUCCCCGGCGUCGCCAGGUGGCGCCCGAGGCCGAGACCCCCCAUCGCUCUGCCCGCAACGUCCGGCUCUUCCUGUGCCACUUCUGCCAGGACUUCUUGGAGAGCUGCUACAACCGCCUGAUGCUGCAGGUCAAGGACCAGCUGGUGCGGGAGAAGGCUCAGCAGCACGACGAGACCUACUACUUGUGGGCCACUGCCUUCUUCAUGGCCUUCAACCGCCGCCGUGGAUUCCGCCCGGAGCUGGUGUCGGAGACCGUGGGCGUCCGUGCCUUCCACUUCAUUGAGCAGAACCUCACCACUUACUAUGAGAUGGCACAGAUGGACAAGAAGGAGGCAACAACUUGGGCCCACAGGAUGCACCUGGCCUUGAAGGCAUACCAGGAGCUGCUGCGGACAGUGCAGGAGAUGGACCGGUCCCCUGAGCAGGCUGUGCGGGACAGCAGCCAGGUCAUCAAGAGCAACAUCUUUUACCUGAUGGAAUACCGGGAGCUCUUCCUCGCGCUCUUCCCACCUGAUGCUGUGGAGCUGGAGGAGCUAUGGGCAGGGUUGGCCCCGCAGCUCCAGGCCUGCCUGCAGGGCCAAGUGUCUCUCCCUGAGGACGUGGUGCCCUUUGAUGCUGCCUCCGAGACGCCGGUGGAGGAGCAGCGCGCUGAGGCUCUGCUGCAGAUCCAAGGGUGCCUGCGGGAUGGCCGGGUCCCCCAGGCCCUGCAGCUGCUCCGCUCAGCCAGGGACAUCUGGCCUGAAGGUGACGUGUUUGGACCCAUUGAGGCAGGGCCAGAUGAGGAGACGCGGCUGCUGCAGGAGAUCCUCUUCGCUGCCCUGCCUCGCCCUCACCACUGUCCCACCACAGGACCUGAGGCUGAGGAGCCGGAGGAAGAGGAAGAAGAAGAUGAGGAAGAGGAGGAAGAGACUGUGCAGGUGUCAGAGAAGCAGUUCAACUUCCUUGACUACCUGAAACGGUUUGCCUGCGCCCCGGUGGUGCGGGCGCUGGUGCUGCUGCUGCGGGGGUACAACCGCAACAGCCCCCGCACCAACCACUGCGCCGCCCGCCUGCUGCACCGCCUGGCACGCGACCUGCGCAUGGAAGCCAUGCCAGCCCAGGACAGCUCAGCAGAGGAUGGAGAUAGCGAGGAGGAGGAGAAGGAGGAGGAUGAAGCUGAUGAAGACUCCAUGGAGGAGCCCUGGGUGCCUGAGGAGGGGACAGGGCAGGGCCUGGCACAUCGUCUGCAUGAGGAAGGCCUGGCUGGGCCCCUGCAGUGGCUGCAGAACUGCCUGAGGAGGACGGCAGGGGACCGGGAGGAGGAUGGUGAGCAGGCAGGGGGUGCGGGGCAGGGGGUUUCUGUGGGGCAGAUCUGGACCCCUGGGUUUCCCUGGUGUGGGGCCCAUGGUGCCAACCCCUGUCCCUACUGCCGCAGCGAGGACCCUGUCCCCGUCCCCAUCCCCAGCCUGGGGCCGCUGGGCACCAAGAGACGCCGGGAGCUCGAGAGCGAGGAUGAGAACUCCAGGAGCUCAAGUGCAGAGCCGGCCCCUGAAGCCCCCCAGUCCUGGGAGGAUGAGGACGAGGACCCCCAGCCCCUGGUCCGGCGGAAGCGCAUCCGCUGCUUGGAAGAGGAUGAGGAUUGA